CCGUCCAAUCCCUGUGUUCCCACUUCACUCUUCACUCUCCCGGUAGCUCCCGUGAGCUAGCGAGCCGUUAAAGUUGUCCUAGACUCAUUUACAUAUUCAGUUAAACGAUAUUUAAACGUGUUUUUGAAGCGCGUGGCUAACUUAUACAACCGCCCACGUUAUGGAGCCGAGUUUACAGAUUGUUUAACUUUAAAAGUUAACUUUAAUAACUUAAGCUAACGUUAGCCGACUAGCAUGCCCCCCAAACUAUGGCCACUACCAGCUCAGUACAACAACAAUGAAGGUAGCACAACACAGGGGCUUACUGGAGAUGUUAUGAUGUGAUGGACGAAGGGAAAAGACUUUCCCCAUCAAGUGGAGGAACUUCAGCCUGGCUCCCCUGGGCAGAUGGUGUCAACCAUCCCACCUCCACUUUGUCUUCUCAGAUACUUCAGCUGAGUUAUGGCACAGCACUCCACUUAAGAAGAAAAAUGGCGGCGCUUCACUGGAUUCCAGCCAGCCGCCUUCCCUAAGCAGCUUCAGGAUGGACACCGGAGCAAAACAGUGGGGCAAUAUUCCACCUCCCAUCCCGCCGGACACCCUCCGUCCCCCCGGCUCGCGGGACACCGAGUUCCCGGUGAAUGACCCGAGUGGCUCCACCGUCCAGAGGCAGAGGAGGGAGCUCCAGCUGCUGAUGGCCGAGCUGAAGGACCGGGACAGGGAGCUGAACGCCACGGCCGCCUCCCACCACAGGCAGCUCCACGCCUGGGAACGAGACCGCCAGAGGGUGCUCUCCUUGGAGCAGAGGUGUGCCCGCUUGGAUGAGGAGUUGCAGAAACGCAACGAAGUGAUCAGAGUUCUGACCAAACGUGUGUGGGUGGUGGAAACCAGGAAGGAGGAGGUCCAGAAGGAGCUCAGCGCCGGUCAACAGCUGCUCUGUGAGCUCGAACAGAAACGGCAGAGCGUCAGUCAAAUGUGUCAAGACUUUGAGGAGAAGAACCAGAGUCUGAACUCCACCGUCACGGCUUUGUCCUCUCAGGUCGGCUCUCUGCAGGUCAGGGAGGAGGAGCUGAGCUCCAUGCUCAAACUCAAGGACAAAGAUGUGGCCGAGGCCUCUGGUCACGCGGUCGACCUCGCGGGCCGCCUACGACAUCUGGAGACGACGCUAACGGAGAGUCGCUCGCGGGAAAGUGAACUCCUGAGAGACUCGGAGGAACAUCGACGGCGCCACAGAGAGUCCAGAUACGAGGUCACGCACCUCAAAGAGGAGCUGCAGCAGCAGGUCACACAGAGCAGCACCCAGAGAGAAGAGGUCAUCCGGCUCAAGCAGGAGCUGCAGCUGCUUCGGAGAGAUCUGGCCUUGUCAGGUGAAGGAGACGGCUGGAGAGACGAGCUGCUGGAGCUGGCUCGCUCCAAACAGGAACGCACCUUGUCGGAGCUCCGCUGCUUACGACAGGUGUGUGAGAACCAGAGGAACGACCUGCAGCUUCUGCAGAUCAACCUGGAAAGCGCCCGCGAGAGCCUGCGGGAGAAGAGCGGUCAGGGGACACCCGGCAGGCAGGACGAGUUCAGGUGCGUCCGUCUGGACGGCCGCUCGCCUCCAUCGCUCCGAGCGAGGAGCUUGAGGACGCCGCGCGACGCCGCCUCUCCGCCAGCGGCCAAUCGGCGAAGCCCGGUCGACGGGGACCCGGGAGUCUACGCGACGCGCUCCAUUGAUGCCGAAGAUCCGCUGUCCAGCUGUUCUCUGCAGCAGCUGUUGGACGAGUCCAGGCAGCUCACGUGCACGGAGCACGGCAGCUCCGUGCACGCUCACGGUGGCCCUACCGGGAGCUGUGGGCCCACGGACACCUUUUACUCCCACGGGUGCCAGGCGGCCCUCCACCAUCACCAGCACCACCAGCCGACCACGGCGUCCCACAAGGAAGGAGACACUCCACCCAGAGCCCGCCCCCUCCUAAUGUCGGCCUCAUGGACGGGUUGACGUUCACCGAAGAACAAAUUCUAUAUUUUAUUUUUUACCGUGGAAACUUAAAGUGUUGAUCGAAGUGACUUCAAGCUACUCAGUCAGUGUUACUCCAGAACAUUAAAGAUUAAAGAGCUCAGGGAAAUGAAGUGAUGAACAUAUAUGUCAUGAUUUUGUAUCUUUUGUUAUACCACUUAAUCUUGUCUUUUUCAUAUUUGGUGCUAUGCAUAUUAUUUCUACGUACAUGUGUGUGUGUGUGUGUAUUGUGUGAAGUGGGUGAGACAAACCAGUCCUACUGGGCGGUUGAGUGGCGUCUCCGGAUGGUCUUUCCAGUUUCACGGCCUUCAGAUCCACCCGGUGACUCAAGAGGAAACGUGGACGGCAGUUUUUAACUUUUUUAAUCUUUUUUUUAAUAAACCUUCUCACACUACUUUUGAUUAAAACAAUAUUUAUAUGAAA
Molecule: messenger RNA, 2401 nt
Organism: Cyclopterus lumpus (lumpfish)
Lineage: Eukaryota; Metazoa; Chordata; Actinopteri; Perciformes; Cyclopteridae
Gene: ccdc62
Product: coiled-coil domain containing 62
Exons: 13
Coding region: 524-1960 (478 amino acids)
Source: RefSeq, a predicted model, not a curated record